GCUAUGAACAAUGCUUCUCUCUUUUAUAUUGGGGAAUCUCUCUAAUGGCAUUCCUGUAACACCGUCAUAGGUGAUAUUCUUGCUCCUCUACCAUUUUCGGUCGGCAUCAGACCACCACAGCUGUCUAUACGAUGGACUCUACCACUAAACCCUUCCCCCUAUUACCCGAGGGGUCGAGAAUUCAUAUCAUUGAAAUAGGGUUCGCGGGUCUCGGCACUGCGAUAGAAUGCCGUCGUCGGGGACUUUCUGUCACAGUUUAUGAGCGGUUCCCCGAACUAAAGCCACUUGGUGAUAUAAUCUCGUUCGGGUCCAAUGGGGGCCGGAUCUUUGCACGCUGGGGCUCGGUGGUCGACCGCAUGCUACCUGUUAGCAUCAAGCUCCAGGACUACGGGUUUCGCAUUCACAAGUACACGGGAGAGCACGUCCAUACGCAAGACUCCUUGCCCCUUGAUCGACAGGCUCCCACGAUCAAUGGACAUCGGGGAGAGCUGCACCAGAUUCUAUUCAACUAUGCUCGAAAUGACCUUAACAUUCCCAUUAAUCUCGGCUGUGAGGUUACCGGGUACUUUGAGAGCGCCAGUGGCGCAGGGAUCCAGCUCGCAUCAGGAGACAAAGUCUAUGGAGAUGUUGUCAUCGGCUCCGAUGGUGUCCGCUCUCAAGCUCGAUCUUUAGUUCUAGGACGUGAGACACGCGUCCAAUCUAGCGGCUAUGCGAUCUAUCGCGCCUGGUUUUCAAACGAGGAUAUCCUGGCCGAUCCACUGACUCGACAUCUCUCCGAAAAUGGCGAUACGUUCAAUGGCUGGAUUGGUCCGGAUGUGCAUCUACUGGUUUCAACGUUGAAAGGGGGGAAGGACGUCUGUUGGGUACUCACGCAUAAGGAUGCAUCUGAUAUCAGCGAUCGCUGGUCCUUUCCGGGUAAGCUUACGGAUGUCUAUAAGGUCUUAGAGGGCUGGGACCCGGUCUGCCACCGGAUCAUUUCGAAAACCCCCGAGUCAGCCCUGAUCGAUUGGAAGCUCAUCUGGCAAGACCCCUUGCCGACCUGGGUUAGCAAAGACGGGCAUAUUGCCCUUGCUGGAGAUUCCGCUCAUGCAUUCCUCCCGACAUCCGCUCAGGGAGCAACCCAGGCGCUAGAGGACGGUGUCACGAUCGCCAUCUGUCUGAGCCGGGCUGGCAAAUAUAGGAUUCCCGAUGCUCUCCAUGCCUUCGAAAAGAUUCGGUACGAUCGUGUACGCAAGGUGCAGGAAACAGGUAAAACUACUCGAGAUAAAUGGCACAAUGCAAGCUGGGAUAACGUAAAACGCGAUCCCAAGGCCAUAGAACUUCCACGAGAAGACUGGAUAUUGAACCAUGAUGCCGAGCAGCAUGCCAACAAUAUGUGUGAUCAAAUCUUCGGUGCCAUCAGGGGUGAAAGUAGAUUAUGA
This is a messenger RNA of Aspergillus pseudonomiae, 1421 nucleotides long. RefSeq lists its product as uncharacterized. The record is from RefSeq and is a predicted model, not a curated record. NCBI's taxonomy places the organism in Eukaryota, Fungi, Ascomycota, Eurotiomycetes, Eurotiales, Aspergillaceae. Gene Ontology annotation, molecular function: FAD binding; monooxygenase activity. The transcript has 6 exons. Gene Ontology annotation, biological process: secondary metabolite biosynthetic process. The coding region runs from base 132 to 1421 and encodes 429 amino acids.